AUGAGGCGGUUCAAAGUCCGUAGCAAAACGUGUGCCGAAAGAAAAGGCCAAUUAAGUGACAGCUCCGAGGGCAGCACAAAAAGUCAAGUAAACGUUUAAUUGGCUCGCAAUGUUUUUCUCAUUAGAAACCUUUUGAUGCCGUAAAAAAGUAACUCAAAUAAACUUUUUUUUUAGUGUUGAAAGGAGAACUUUUAAGCUUUUUGUAGCCUAUUUAUAACUCAAAAAGAGCUCUUCGGGGAUAAUUAAAGACGCAAAUUUAUUAUUAUUUCGAUAGGUAAGCCUUUUCCAGUUUUCAAGCAAGACUCAUGCGCCUUUAAACACACCAGCAAGCGUUUAGAAAGAGAAUAUAUAUUACAAAAGAUAAAAUUUCGAACCUGACGAAAAAAUUUCUCGGUGGACUUCAAAAGCUGCUCGAAAAACUGGCGGCUCUCCAUGAUGCCUGAAAAUAUGGAAUAAAAAUCACGAGCCAAUGCGCGUAAUCAAACUGAAUUAUGUACAUGGAUAAUAAUAUAUUCGACAUCGACAGAGAGAAAAAGAUUUAAAACCAUUUAAAAGUCGUUCAAACACAAUAAUUUUUUCAGACGAAAGAUUUCAAAAAAUUUGUUCAGUUCUUCCGGGUUUUUGAGAAAGAUUCUAGGAAAGAAAAAAAGGCAAAAAAAGAGGAGAAAAAUGCAUGUUAAAUAAAUUAAAAAUAUAAAAAUCGGAAGUUCCACAAAAAUUCAGUGCCGAAAAAGGCGCCAGUCAGUUUUUUUCUGGCGCAGAUUUUUGCUUACAGAGUAACAUUUCAAUUUUCUUUGAUUAUAUCGAACUUUUUGAGUUUUUUUCUCUACUCCGAUAAUUUAAUUUAAUUCUCUGAAAGACGAUCCACAGUUUUGUUAGGAAUACCUUCUGAUAUUUAUCAAAUGUAUAAUUCGUCUAUUUGAAUUUACACUGCAAAAAAAAUGUAUUUUUUGAGAAUACUUGCGAUGGAAAAAGCUACAGCAAAGCAAGGAAAGGUCCAGAAACGAUACAGCAAGCGAGGUGCGUGAAAAAUCAAGUUUUUCUCGAUUUCAGCAGAAUAAAAAUAACAAGAAGAAAAUUGUUACAAGCUUCUCGUUAAACCCAAGUUAAAACCGAGCUGAUAGCUUUGGCGAGUUGUUUUUCAAGCCAUUUUUGAAUGGCGGGGAGUUUUAAAUGGAAAGAAGUGAAAAAAGGAAAAAAUAAAAAGUGGGAAAGCAAAAAAAGAGUUACAUCCGACAUUUAUUCAUCCUGAGAUGAAAAAUUUAAAAUAUUACUUUUUCUGGGUGAGCAAAAAAGCAAAAAAAAAAAGUUGGUUUUCAAUAGAAAAGAGCCAAAAAUUAACUGAGAAGAGAUCUUCCGUCUCUUUCUGUUUUUUCCGCCGAUUUCUUCUUUUCGGUUCAGUUCAGGACCAUUUAGGCUCUUUUAUUCAUCCAGCCUUCUUGAUUGAUGGGCUUUUUGAAAGGCUUGAAUUGACUGGCGGUUCUAAAAAGCUGGGCUCUGCACCUUUUUGUCGAAAUUAUUCUAGUUUACUAUCGAAAAAAAUAUUAAAAAGCAUGUCGAAUUUAUCAAAUGGUGUUUAUAGGGAGUAAGGGGCAGAAGUUGAAAAAAAGUUCAAGUUUUUUUCAGAAAAAAAUAAAAUGAAGUAUCAUAAAUAGUCCUGCUGAAGUUGCGCAAAAAUAUUCUAUUAAACGGAAAUUCUCCACCUUUGGGCACUUUUUAAUCGAACUAACAUUGUAAAAAAAGGCCGUUUUCUUCUGUUACUUCCAGAAAAAGUCAUUGUAAGUUGAAAAAUUUUUUUUUUCAUUUUAAAAACGUUUAAUUUCAUAACUAAUGCCGUGUUCAAAAUAAUUUCCGCGAAAUGCAAAAUACCCGUUAGAGAAAGGAAAAGAUCACUAAAUUUUGGAGAGUCAGAGAUCAUUUUGCAUUUCGCGGAAAUUACUUUGAACACGGCAUUAAAAAAAAACGAUUUAAAUUUCCUUUUUUCGUAUGGAGACCAUAAUUAAUUCUGGCUAUGCUCCUUUAAAAUUCCGAUUUUUGAAUUUCACACUAAAAAAAGGCUUAUAAAAAACAAAAACUCGACUUUACUCAGUUAAUUUUCACUGGACUACCCAAAAGGUCAUCAAGAAUAACUUUUAAAAGUUUCAUUUCCAAUUUUUGGACUUUUUCAAGCGUUUGACAUUCAGUGGUGGACCGGCGAACUUUUGAUGACGUCAUAGCUGAAAAUAUUGAAAUUGGCUUUUCGUUUCAAAACCUUUUUUCUGACUAUGCUCCUUUAAUAAUUCCGAUUUUCGAAAUUCCCAUAGAAAAUUAGAUUUUCAAAAAACAAAACUCGACUCUACCCAACCAAUUUCCACUCGACCACCCAAACAAUCGGCGAAAGAAGCAACACAGAGUUAAUGAACAGAGUCUCGUCAGGCUUAUAAAACGACUUGAGUCAAAAACAUCACAACGAACAGAAAAAAAAACCUCUUUUUUGUCUUGGCCAAUGCGAAAAACAAUAAUUAGCAUAAUCGUGGCGUUUGAGGAAGAUUUUCCUGAUCCCUGGUCCAUGGGAAAUUGCCGAGUUUUGAUGCGGAAGCUGGCGUCAAAACGGUAAACAUGGGAUUUGCCUGGAACUUUUCGGUUUUGCAAAAUUUUAUACAAUGAGGGGGCACGGCGUUUUUUUUAUUACGCAAGGUCAAGACUUCUCGUAAAUUAUGAUGCUUAGGGUGUAAGCACACCGAGACGCACUAUCGCAUACUCAAAUUGUUUUUUUCAAUUUUAGAAUUUGCAAUUUUUGGAUAAUAACUUCUGAAAUGUUCGAAAUCUUGUCAGUUUGAAGAAUAUGAUGUGAAAAAAACAUUCACUUACGUUAAAAAAAUAUAGGAACGAUUUCGGAAGGGGAAAAACUCUAAAUUACUGAUUAGAAAAUGAAAACAAUAAAUAUUAUGAAGGAAUCAGCUCUCAUUGAAUAAGCAAUUGUAAAUAAGAAAAAUAUUGAAAUGAGAAAAAUUCGAGGAGAAAAUGAAAAAAGAAACAUUUUGUAUACUUUGGAAACCUAGCUUCAGAAAAACAAAUAAUGGAUAGAAAGCAGAAAUUUCAGAAAAAAAAAACCUCGUAUGGCGAAAUGUUUGUUUAAAUGCGAAAAACCAUGAAAGAACUAGAAAAAAAAAUAUAAUUUAGAUGAUUCAUAUAACAAAAUCUUCAAACUGCAUCAGCAAAUUCAGUUUGGCUUUAAUUUACGCGAAACUGGUUUCAAACUACGCCAAAGGAACUGGAUAAUAACUUGUACUUAUAGAAAAAACGUUAAAAGACGUAUUAAUGAAGAAAAAAGCAAAAAAUAUGCUUUUUUUCAAUUAACUCUUUCCGUAAAUCUUGCGAGAGCUUUAAAGGGUGGGUCUUGUAUUCCAAAAAAACGGGUCCUAAACAGAUCAAAACUACUGCUGCCGUACGAUUUACGGCGCCCGCCCAUGGUAUUUUUUUCUGCAUUUUUCUUUCACUGACAAGAACGCCGUGGGGGGUGAAAAUUAGGCUUAGAAAUUCAUCAACUCUUUUUAUUGAGUGAGCUUGAAAAAUAGGGCAAGACGGAAAAAGCUUCUCACAUGGGAAGUCAUUUUACUUUGAGUCUUGGUAUUUUUACAAAUUUGUUCAAAUGUUCUCUGAAGGUUCAUAUGAAGUACCAUCACAGUUGCGGUCAAUAAGAAAAACAGUCAAAAAAUAGGGUUGAACAUCUUUUCCAGGUCGUCCUGACUCGGAUUUUUUAGGAGGAUGGUCGAAAUGAGUAUCAGAAACAAGCGAACUAAGAGGCCAAAUAAAAAACAGUUUCUCAAGUUUUAUCUUUAAUAUUUGAAUAAUGAAAAAUUGCUACAAACUUUGACAAAAACACUUUUUUUGAAAAAAAGAUAUAGUGAUUUGAAGGUCGUUCCAUAUUUAGUGACACCCCUGUAUAUUAAAAAAAAAGCAACUUGAACGAUAAAGCGCUCUUUUUGAAACUAUAUAAAAACCGAUCAUUUUUUUCUUCACGAUGUUUUUUUUUACAAAAAGAAGAAAAUUGGCGCUUCGAUUUACAGAAUAUUUAGUAUCACCGCGCCCAAGUGCACUAUGGAGCGUUACAGAACCCGAAAAUUGGAAAAUCAUCGUGCAAUAUACGCUCUAAAAGUAUUAUCAGGGUGUAAUUCAAGAAUUCAUCAUAUAAAAACAUUUUGUUUGUUGAAACUUUGAAAAAAGAUCAAAUGAGCUACGUGCUGAUAGCGUGUGAUACCACGCUUCAGAAGUUGGGUGGAAAUUGUCAUUUCUGAUCAUCAAUCGAUUCUUUCGAGUGCGGUAAUAUUUUUUCUUUCUUUAUUCGAACAGCCUCAGAUUUGUUGUUAGAGAUCCACUGAGAGAAUAAAUUUCGACCGCCACAAAAUCAGAAAUUUCAAGUAAUCUUGAAUUUGAAAGCUCCAAGAAUAAUGACACUUUUUGAUCUCAAACUUAUAGUCAUAGAACCUCACUUUUUUUGGCAUACUUUUAUAUAUUUUAUUCAAAAACUCUAAUUUUCCUCGGAUCUUUCAUUUUUGAAAUUUCCACCCAAACUGCGAUAAAUUUCGGCAUUUUUUCCUUUCUAGCCAUUCCAAAUGCCUUCUCACGUUUCUGAGGCCUAUAUAAUUGUAAUUUGAUCAGUGUCUGUGGAAAUGAUUUUAAUUUUUGAGUUUCAGGUUUUUAAUUUGAAACUGGACUUAUUCGUUCAUUUUCAAACUUAAACAUUUUCACUCGAACUUGCAGAAAUAUCUUUUUCAGAUAGUUGAUCCAAGAUCAAUUACGAUCGAAAGCCCACAGCCCACAGCUGAAAGCGAAGUUGGUUUUUUUUCGAUUAAACAAAGUUCAAUACAAAAAAACUUCAAAAAGAAAGUCAAAUAGAAGUUGCUGAAAAAGGAAUUUCAGUCUUAUCAUGAUUGAUGAUCCUAAAAUUUCGAAAAUAUAUUGAACGGCGACUUGAAUAGAAAACUUUCCGUCGCUUUCCUGAAAAUGGAGAAGGCCGGAAACUCGCCAGGAGUUCAUUCAUCCCAAAAAUGGCGGAAAAUAGUUUUCCCCUAUGUUUUAUAAGGUCUCCGGAAGCUUCUACAACAAAAAAAAUCUCGAAAAAAUCUCGUUUGAAAUAAAAUUUUUCAAAUAAAUGGUUACAGACGUCCACAAUGGACACAAGCCAUGAAGACGAAGCAAACGCUUCGCAACGACCAGACCGCCCAGACACGGUUAGUUUUCGACUGCAAUAUUUCAUGACUCAAAAAGAGACUACGCCAUUGAGAAUCAAUUUUUUGAUUUAGAAGAUGUAUUGAGAAAAUAUGCUCUAAUUUACUCUUCGCAUUUUUCACGAGGCACUCGAGAAGAAUUGAACCUACUCAAAAAAGUCAAUCAUGAGAUUAAAAACGUUAACACAAACUUGCGAAAAAAAAUUGAACAUUCGAAAAAUUGAAAAUGAUCGGUUGAGCGGUAUCACUACGUUCUUGACGUUGCCCAAGACCACGUGAAGUAAAGGCUCAUUUCUUUGGUUUGGCUAAAUGACUUGGCUUGGCCCCAAGUCAUGGACUGCCUUUCCCAUCCUGCACAUCUGCUCAUGAGAAAUCAAACCUACUCAAAAAGUCGAUCAUGAGACUGGCCCUCUAACCACUGCGCCAGUUUACCUCGGGUAGAGAUGACGGUCCAGGCGCGUACAAGAAACUUGAAAAAUAAUCUUAUUCUUCGAAAAUCAUCGAAUUCAAAAUUUCAACUGCAAACAAAAUUUCAUUUUCCAGCCGCAACUGACCCACUCUAUGCCGAUGUCGUACUAUCAAGGGGACGCUGUAAGUUUCUUUGAUUUCUUUCCAAUCUUUCCCAAAAAAAACUAACACGGGAAGUGCGAAAGGUCGAGGUAUUGGAAUUUAAUGAAACUUGGUAUAUAGGUACUUCCGAACACCCUGAAUCCAAAGCAGUUGAAAAAAAGUGCGCCUUUUUGGUUCUAGUCGAGUUAGGGCGCCUCAAAGUUUGCACGCAAAAAAUGCAUUGGAAGGGAGGAGGGAAUCUGUUGCGACGGCUAACUCUAGCUGCCAGCAGGCGGCGUGGUGUAGUGGCUAGAGGCCUUGCGCUGUGAAACCUAUGAUGCAGGUUCGGUCCCUUUAUGGUGACAUUUUUUUUUGCCAAUUUUUUUAUUUGAAAAAUGAGGAAGUUUUGAUGAUGGAGCAUAGAACUACAACAAGUUGUUAUUUAUGACAUAAAACUAUGAACUCUCGUAAGAAUAAUCACGACGCCCCAAUUUCCUGCACAGAGCAUGACAAAAAAAGACUAAAAAAAUUUUUGUUGAAGGUCUUUCUCAAAACGACAUAAAAUAGUGAAUUUUAACACUUUGAACAGUAUUUUUCGUUCCAUCUUCAAAAAUUCAUCAAUUUUUUUGAAAAACUUCAUGGCAAAAAAAAUUUCACCAAAAAGGGACCGAACCUGCAUCAUAGGUUUCACAGCGCAAGGCCGCUAGCCACUACACCACGCCGCCUGCUGGCAGCUAGAGUUAGCCGUCGCAACAGAUUCCCUCCUCCCUUCCAAUGCAUUUUUUGCGUGCAAACUUUGAGGCGCCCUAACUCGACUAGAACCAAAAAGGCGCACUUUUUUUCAACUGCUUUGGAUUCAGGGGGCUCGGAAGUACCUAUAUACCAAGUUUCAUCAAAUUCCAAUACCUCGACCUUUCGCACUUCCCGUGUAAAAGGAAAUGUUCCUUUUGGGGUGAUAUAGGCUACAUUUUAGCUGCCUUUUUUGCGCCAUUUCAUCGGUUCUUAUGCACCUUUUUUGCUACCUCUUGCUUUCUCCAUCACUUCUUGAGCCUUAAAAAUCCCAACAAAAAAAUAGAAGACUCGAUAAAGAGAUCCUUUUUGCUGCCUUUUUGAGACCUUUUCUGAGCCUUCCACUUUGAGCAGCCAUUAUCAGCCAUUCCGAAGAAGCCUCGAGUGAGGAAUUACAAAACUUUUCAAGAAGAAAAAUGGAAGUAAUGCGUGAAACUAUCUAAUAAUUUUGCCCAUACAGAAAUUUAACACGGCCUUUCGGACAUUCCAUGUUCAAAGUAAUUUUCUCAAAGUUCAAAAUCCUUCCAGAUCCUUUUUCUUUCUUUGACGCCGGUUUCGAAACUCCCAAAUUCUGGAGAGGGUUGAGCCCAGUGACAGAAAACAAAGAUCACCAAAAAUCGAUUACUGUCUUGUCCAUUACAUCUAAUAGAUCAUAUUUGACUAAAAAAUAAAUAUUGACUGAUAUUGAUUGAAUUUUUCCAAAUUGGCUAUUUUAUAGAUGACGGAGUUUCUCCGCCGAAACGAACGUCUGAUGGGCCCUGAGAUGCCAACUUACCAGGUCGCCGUAAGAAGGAACCGCAGUGGGGAAGCAGUAAGUUCUGACCUACUAAAUUUUUUUUUGAAGAGCCUCCAAAGCCUCAAGAUAUGGGUAAAGACCUUCAAAAAAGUGCUUUUCAAUAUUUUUCUCCAGAAGAUACUUUUUUUUGAACAACGAAACUAUUUUCAAUUAUUAAAUGAAAGUGAAUUUUUGAUUUUUCGAGGUCAGCUCCAGCCCUAAUUGUUAUGAAAAACCUUAAGUUCUUUGAGAAUGAUUACAUUCGGAUGAAAAGUAACUCGGAAAAUAGACAGAUUUAGUAACAGUUGGUGUCUUAUCAAACCCCCCCCCCCCUUCCGGGAAGCUUGAAAAACUCUUUCAGAACCUGGUUUGAAAGAUUAUUGCCAAUGUAAUCAAUGCUGACCUUAAAAACUAACAACCUUUAAAUGCCCUGAACAUUUUAAACAUCAAAAAAAUUUAGAAAAAUUUUAUUACAGCGACUCGAGUUGACCCUGGUGCCCGCGCGGAUGAGCCCAAAUGUUGGAUUUUUUUAAAUUUUUUUAUCCGAUCUAUUUUUUUAACUGAAAAGUUCAAUUAUUACCAGAAGAAUUACAAUAAGAACGUCUCAAAAAUGAAAUCGAGAUCGGAAGGGAAAAAAAGAAGUCGAAAAAUCAAGUGGAAAGCUUUUAGAGAGAAGUAUUCUCCUUAUAAGCAAAAAUUAACUGCAUUUUAUAUAUUAUUAAGAAAACAUGUUUCUUUAUAGAUAUGUUUCCCACUUGGAACAAUCUGCGUCUAUUUUCCAACAAGAAAAUCGACUUUUUCGAAGCGAUGUUCAAAAAAACGAAAUUCCAAUAUUCUAAGAAAAUUUUGAAGGCUUCUCUCGUAAAGAAAGUUCGAUCUAGUGCUCUCAAUUUGACCGAUUUAUGUCUCAAACGGAUAAAAAAGUCCAGACUGACAAGAAAUAUGUCGAUUGUGAUUUUUAAUAAUGAUACUACAGACGACGAUGGCUAUGGAAGUACAAAGAACCGAGACGGCCCGAGGAGAAUGGGAGGUUCACCCAGAAAGGAAUGGAAGCGAUCUGUCGCAGAACUUGGUUAGUUUUUCUAGCCCUCUUCCAUUACUUUUGAACUCUUAUUUUCUGGAUUUUGAACAAGAGAAUAGGAUGAGACUACAAACACAAAAAGAACAUUUAGAGCAAAAAGAUUUUCAAACGGUUCUUUCAUCAAAAAAAAAAAUCCUAUUUUCUGACCUUUCUCCAUUUUUGAGUAAAGGUCAGAUUCUAAAAAAGUUCUGUGGAUUUCAAGCUCUCUGAUCGGUUAGAGGGCGGAGUCUGAGAGAUUAAUUGACGUUCAAAAAUUGAACAGGUUAUAUGAAAACCUCUGACUUUUUGAGCAGGAUGUUUGUCGCUGACUACUAGACUUGCAGAUAAUUUUCUAAUAGUAACGGAGAAAAUUUUCAACACUGUUUUUUUUCUAGACUCGAAGAAUUUCGUCUUUUGGACGUGACAGCUUUUGCAUUGAACGAAAUUUCUACGAAAUAAAGACUUUCAUAUUUUUUAUCGCAGCAUUUUAAGGCCGAGGCCAGGAAUUUCUCCGCCGACGACUUGAAUGUGGAAGACGACGAAGAAGGAAAAGUUGAAAUGGUGGAAAAAGACGUUGAAAGUCCUGAAGGCAAUCCGGUCAGUUUUUUCUUCUUCUUUUUUUUUUUGACUCAGAGGAAUCUCUUCUGAUUCCUUGGAAAUUUUAACCUUUGGGUUGAGCUAAAAAAGAAAAAACCGAAUGCAAGUUUCUCUAUGGACUUCAUAUACAGUCUUCGACGGUUUCGAAGAACUCAAAAACAUAAUAAGUGGUUUCGGCAAAUCAUCAUCAAUCAUCAUCAAUAUUUACUUAGUCAGAUGGAAUCGACUAGGCGGUGGAAAAAUUGCUCUUUUGAGCGGCACUAACACCGCCUUUGGCGAAAAAGAAGUCAAAACGUGUAGUCGAUUGAAUUGAAAGCAUGGUUUUACGGUCCUUCGCCUCGCACUUCCACAAGUAGAUCCCUCAGUUUCGCGGGUACGGGCACGUCGGGGAUGGCACGGACGCCGUGUACACUCUAGGGUAGCCUCGGCCGAUUGAGAGAGCUACCACUUCGAGUGAAGAAAAUACACGGAAUGAAAAUAAUGAAAAUAAAUAAAAAGAAAAAAUGAAAAUAAAUUUUAAAAAAGACAGGGCUCCCGAGACUCGAGUGCUGAAAAUAGUAACCAUAUCGUUUUUCUUUGCAAAAUCCCAGUGAAACCAUUUAAAAACUCGAAUUUGCAGGCUGUCUCCAGCGCAGACUCUUGGGUCACGAUGAGGAAGCGCAAGGCUGGCGACCCGCGUUCAGCCCAACCGCCAAAAGUUAGUUCCAUAAAAAUUGAGACUUCAAAAUGUUAUCAAAAAAGCUUAUUUUAAGACUGAAAUUUUCAGAGGCUUUCGACCUCAUUAUGCCUGAGCUAAAUAAUUUUUCAAAAGAAAGAAAGUUUUCGUCGGUCCCUAUAGGGGUUUAGGGUCUGACCUCUUGGCCGCUGAAUCUCAAGUGGAACCUUUAGGGGUCUUUCAGUUUCAUUCAAAACACGUUUAUUCAGUUUUUCCAUGGAAAUGCUUCUUUGCUAGGUGUUCAUAACAAUUAUCGACUAGCGUUUCCUUAUAGAGACUACUUUUGCAAGCCUUAAUGCCCCCUAUAAGAGUUGUUGAAGUGGUCCCUAGAGGGGCCCUAUGGUUGCCCCUAUAAGGACCACCUGGAGUUCUUAAAUAUGAGAUCAAAAACCAAUGAAAAGUUGUGAAGAGAACAAUUGUAGUGAUCUUCCUUCGAAAAGCGCGAAAAAAAGUGAAAUUGAAUUUUUUUUUUUGCUUCAAAGAUGUUGAAAAUAAAUUGAUUACCAUAGAAAAACGUAAAAUUCAGAGACAGCUCCCGGGACCGACAGGCUCGGCCAUCAAAAGGUCAGGACAGGAAUCGGUGGAAGGACCGGAAGGCAAAGAAAGGAGGGUUGAAAGUGUCAAAGUUGGUUUUUAUUCUUUAGAGAAGUUUUCUUGUUAGGAAAUGUCAAAGACACAAAAUAAAAUCAAAUAAAAAAAUCGACUUGCACUUUUGGGAUUUUUCGUGGAGCCCGCUCAAUUACCAGGAUCUGAAUUCAACUAGAUUUAUUCAACGCAAAGAUAUUUUUUCUAGUGAACUCUUAAAAGGCGUUUGAACCACUUGCAUGAUCACUUGAAGACCAAAAAUUGUAAAAAAAUUUCGAAGGACGCGCAUUUUUUUAAAAUCGAUGUUUUAGCUUCAAUAAGAAAUGAGAAAUUUCUGGACAGUUUCAAUGAUUAUCCAUUUCGAAGGCACUUUCCAGAAUAUCAAAAAUUCUAAAAUCAAUAAAAGGAUGAACCUCUAAAUUUUUGGUUAACGGAAAAAUCAGAUUUUGAAAGAAAACAAGUCUAAAAGCUAACUUUUCAUUUUUCGUUGAUCCUUCCUUUUCUCAUUACGCUAGUCCUGAAGGAUGAAUUAAAGAAUGAAAAACAGCUUCGAAGAAUAAAAUACGCUUUUCGCAUCCGAUGAGACUAGAAGAUUUGAGAAUUUUGAAAACUUCGAAACGUCAGCGCGGAAGAUAAAGAAAUGUGAGGCCAAUGCGAGCGUGUAUAGGAUAAGUAGGGGGCGCAAAGCCCCGCCCCUUCACGCCACCAAAAUGACGAUUUUUUUGUUGCAAAACGGUUUUGAGGCGUUUAUACUAGCUAAAGUCCCACUUUAAAAAUGAACUGUUUCUGUUAAUCUAUGUAAUCGACAACGCUCUACAAGACUGAAUAUUUUUAAAACUAUGUAUUUUUCAAAAAUAAGCGAAAAAGUAAGAUUUAACACGAAAAAAACUGACAAGUUUCACAAAAUCGUCGCGUUUCUGAAAACCAAGUGAGGAACGCUUCCAAAUUUUGAGUAUGUUAUACAUUAACACUUCCUUUAUUUUUUUGAAUAAAAAUAAAAAAAAUCUAACGACGCGAAAAAAAAAUCGAGGCUUGUAAAGUGACACCAAACUUUGAAGCUGAAAUGCGAAAAAAAUUUCAGCGACAUGGUAUACUUUUUUUAUUUGAUUUAAAAAAACUCACAAUGUGCUCACAAACAAAAAAAUUCAGAAUGAAAAAUAAUUAUUGGGACAGUGAAUCAAAUUAUAUUUGGAUUUUACCAAAACCUCCUUUUUUUCGCCUGCCUCGUUGACGCAUGAGAGAAUAGGAUCGCGUCUAUACUUUUGAUCAGGUUAUUAAGCGUUCAAAACUCUAUCGAUGAAAAAAUUAUGAAAAAAAUCAAACGACGCGAAAAAAAUAACGGCUUUGAAAACCUCGAAAAAAUGGCAAUUUUUUUGAAAUUUUGGAAGGAUUCGUGCAAGCAUUCGUAGCUGUGUUUGCGUCAAACACACCGAUGCGCCAUUUUAAAUGUUGCAGGAGCCGUUUUUUUGGAGUCAAAUUACACAUUUUCCUGUUUUUAUUUCGAAAUAACAUUAUUUUUUUCAUUUUUUUCUUUUUUUCCAAAUCGAAUGAUAAUAAUUUUUUUCUGAGUAGAAAAAAAGAAAAAAAUUAGCUGAAAAAAAUCCCUUUGACCUUUUUUUCUAGGUAGUUUUUUUGAUAUUUUAUCAAAAAAAUUCUUAUGAGGAUUGUACAAAAGAUUCAUACCAAAACAUGAGGCUCAGUUCUGACAACCUCUCAGAACAGAAAACCGAUUUAAAAAAACGGUCCAGAAACGCGCAAAAAAACAUUUAAAAGAAAGCGUGCGGCAGCGGGUAAACCGUGAGAUUUUUGCCUCCAGUUGUACGCCGCGCGCGCUCGUUUUUUGGCCAUAACUUUUUUCUUAGUGGAGCUUUUUUCUAAAACUGAACGGAUUAUGAAAAUGGACAGUCUCCUCUAUCGAACAGUGUAAAAAGCAUAUUUUUUGGAUCGUUUUGAAGAAAUGGCUUGCGGACCCUAAGGAUAAGAACUGAGGUCAUUUUUGUCAAUUUUGAAUCGUAUUUUUGUGAGAAAAUGCAAUGAGGGCGGAUAUUGUUUCUUAAGAAUACUUAACGGCCUUACUAACUCCUAAAUUGAACUGACCAGGGAAUGUCUCCACUCGCAGUGGGACUUCCGAAUGAGACUAGGUUCACUAGAUACCAUUUUUUUUUUUACCAAAUUUGGUCUCAAAAACUGUCCGUAGACAUUGAAAUUAUCAACUUUAAAGAGCCCUUAACUUUUUUCACAGACCUCGAGGGCAUUUUUUGUAUAGUCAAUGUUUCCCGACUUGAAAAGCGCGGGAGGCGGGGCAAGGGGCGGGAUGCGUAGCGUGUGCGUACGCGGUUCUUGGCACGAGUUCAAUUCAACCGCCAGCGACAAUUUGGAGAGCUUCUUUUUAAACUAUUUAUGGAUUAUUUUCAUGUGUGCAUCAAAAAAUAGUGGAAAUCAUAAAAAAAAGAGCGGUUGCCGAGCUUGUUAAAUAGUCGUUGGCGAUUUAAUUGAGAUCUUGCCAAGAACCGCGUACGCACACGCUACGCGUCCCGGCCCUUGCCCCGCCUACCUCCCCUUUCUAGUCGGGAGACAUUAACUAUAACCAGAUUUGGAAUCAACCUAGAAAACUACGUCUAGCGAGCCUAGUCGGCGUUCUUGUCAGUGAAAGAAAAUGCAGAAAAAAAAUCCCAGGGGCGGGCGCCGUAAAUCGUACGGCAGCAGUAGUUUUGAUCUGUUCAGGACCCGUUUUUGGAUUACAAUACCCACCCUUUAAAGCUCUCACAAGAUUUACGGAAAGAGUUAGUUGAUGUCGUGUUCAAAGUAAUUUCCGCGAAAUGCAAAAUGAUCUCUGACUCUCCAAAAUUUAGUGAUCUUUUCCUUUCUCUAACGGGUAUUUUGCAUUUCGCGGAAAUUACUUUGAACACGGCAUGAAAAAAAGCAUUUUUUUUUUUCUUUUUUCUUUAUUAAUACUUCUUUCAACGUUUUUUUCUAUAAGUACAAGUUAUUAUCCAGUUCCUUUGGCGUAGUUUGAAACCAGUUUCGUGUAAAUUAGAGCAAAAUUGAAUUUGCUGAUGCAGUUUGAAGAUUUUGUUAUAUGAAUCAUCUAAAUUAUAUAUAUUUUUCCAGUUGUUUCAUGGUUUUUCGGAUUUAAAACAAACAUUUCGCCAUACGAGGUUUUUUUCUGAAAAUUUUUUUGCUUCCUAUCCAUUAUUUGUUUUUUUCUGAAGCUAGGUUUUUCAAGGUAUAUAAAAUGUUUCUUUUUUUCAUUUGCUCCUCGAAAUUUCCUCAUUUCAAUAUUUUUCGUAUUUACAAUUGCUUAUUCAAUGAGAGCUGAUUCCUUCAUAAUAUUUAUUGUUUUCAUUUUUCUAAUCAGUAAUUUAGAGUUUUCCCCCUUCCGAAAUCGUUCCUAAUUUUUUUUAACGCAAGUGAAUGUUUUCUUCACAUCAUAAUCUUCAAACUGACAAGAUUUCGAACAUUUCAGAAGUUAUUAUCCUAAAAUUGCAAAUUCUAAAAUUGAAAAAAAACAAUUUUGAGUAUGCGAUAGUGCGUCUCGGUGUGCCUACACCCUAAACAUCAUAAUUUACGAGAAGUCUUGACCUUGCGUAAUAAAAAAACGCCGUGCAAUUUACGAUUUUUUCUGUUGUCAACAAAGUUAUUUUCGUCACAGAAAACUUCUAUUCGUGUAUAAUUUGCUAGAUUUGAUUGCAAAAUGCUUCUUUGGAGAAGAAUGACGAUUUUAUACAGCUUUCGGUUACGAUAUUGAUAUUUUGCGUUUCUUUGUACUAUCCGUGUGUUUUUUGUCUGCCUCAAUGAUUUUUCCAGAAAAGAAACCCCUGUUUAAUUGAACCUUGUUUUUUUUAACUGUCUUAAAAAAGGCGUGCUCGCUAAAAAGGAUGUUUGUACAGCUUGCCUCACCUCGCCUGUUUAUGGCGGCGGGUCGGAUUACGGUAGUCAGGAUAGGUUUUUCGGUAUUAAAAUGAAAGAGAGUGAAGAAAAAGAAAUAGCACAUCACCAAGUGCGCCCCAUCGUUCAAGUUUCAAACUCCCGCCUAACCCCUACAGUAAACACUUGAACUAAUCCUAAACCUUUGAUGGAGGUUCAUUACGUAAAUAUAUUCAAGGCUUUAUUUAUUUUUAUAGCCUGUUCGUCUUUAUAGCGUUUAGCUAUUUGUACAUUUCAUGGCCAACCUUGGUCAUUAUUGUUGCCGUUCGCUCAUUUUAUAUUUGUAUCUUAUCAAGGUUUAAUUACCCAAGUUUGAGAUCCCAACAAACGGCCGCACAAGUGCUACACCCACUCCUGCCACUUACCGCCCACGCAACGUAUAUUUUUUUUAUAUUAUUCAUCUUAAUCUUGUAUAUUUCUUUAGAUUUGUUGUAUAAAGAAACCAAAAAAAGAAAAGACGGUUUUUUUGUGAAUAGCAUUCCAGUCCUCAACAUAUCACUGUAGAGAGAGAUUGUCUCUGAGUGAUUUUACUAGAAACUCUCAACAGAGUUCUAGAAUAGAAAACUAAGAAUAACGUGGAAUACUAAAAGUGCGUGUCAAGCAAAAGCUUGACAGUGAUAGCGUUUGUUGAAAUCAGGAAAAAUGAGCCUCAAAUUAGGUAAAAGAUUCCAAAAUAUCGUCUAGUCAACUGCAAACUCUAAAAUAGAGUAAGGCAGAAGGAUUAGGCAUAUUACUAGAGUAUGUUUUUUUUUGUGAUGUACCUUAUCUUGUAACCUCAAGAAAUAGGCCCCAAACAAAAUGCGAAAAAGGAAAAACAUCAAAAAAACUUCCUGGCUUCGGAACUGACCGGCCGCCAGCCGCCGUAGCACUGUCUUCACAUGCGGGAUCACGUAAUUUGACAAGAGAUUUAUCAUUGGGGCGCUCUUCUUUUCACACCUCUUUGAUUCGUUAUUUUUUUUUCUAGGCCAUUGAUAACGCAAAACGGACGUGCUGCGGGCGUUUCUGAGCAAUUCUAAAGGUCAUUUAGGAAUGCUGACGAUACUAAAGUGAUCACUAGAAGAAAUACCCCAGAACGUCCGGCUCACGUUAUAGGCCAUUCCGCGCGAGCUUGUCACGUUUUUCUUUCUGCCAAAAGGCCAGGUCAAAUUUUGAGCAAUUUCGCUUCAAGACCCUUGUUUCUUGCCGUUAUAAAAGCAGAAAUUUGAUCUAAUUUGGUAUACGGUCUUUUUGGCGGAAAGAAAAACGUGACAAGCUGGCGCGGAAUAGGCUAUACCAAUGUCCGAUUUUUCUCUUCUUUUUGAGUUUUUCAUGCCCAGUGAUCCCGCGAAAUUCAAAAUAUCGUUCAAACAAUUUGUGAAAGUUACUUUAAACACGGCGGUAUCUUCUUUUGCCAUAUUUCAUUCCUUUUUUGAUUUUCUUUCAAUGCUUGAAAUCUUAUGAGUUCAAGAAUAUGACAGGAUAAAACGUCCGGACUGUGUGUUGAAGCAUCCCCAGAAUUACUCAAAAACGUUCAGAGCGCUUUCAGUUUUCGUUACCGAGUUCUUAGACAGGGUUGUGCGAGGUCCGGCUCGUCAGCCCAACGGUUCAAUCUUGUCUGAGCCCGGGCCAGGCUGAGCGAAGCUUUAAGCAUAAACAAGCCCAAAAAGCUCAAGAUUUUUCCAAAUCAAACAUCAGCUUUUUUUUACGAAAAGUUGCUUUAUGCUUUUUUUUGGUGAGAAAUUUGAGUCUGGAUACAAUUUUUACAUAAUGAAAUUUCAAGUUUUUUUUUUGAAGCCUGGCCUGACUACAAAAAACUCGCGAAGUUUUUCCGAGCCAAACGCAUAAGCCCGGACUUCGGUACCGCAAAACGUAAGCGCCCCGGAGCCUAAGUAACGUUCGGGACGAGUUCAAUUAGCGUUACCGAGGUCCGAGUAAUUGAAGCCCAAAUAAAACUAAAAUCAAUAAAACUUGCGCGGGCUCGGACCAAACCGGGCUUCGAAAAAAAGUUCAAACUUCAUCAUAAACAUUUUUAUCCUAAUUGGAAAUUUCAACCAAAAAAUUACUUUUCAUCUGUUUCGUCAAUCAAAAGUUAGGGAAUGUAUUGAGGCCGAUAGUUUGACAAUCUGGACCUCGCACAAGCCUGCUUUAAACAGGUCACGAACAAUGUCUUUGAGCAGUUCCAGGAAUUACGAAUUUACUGUUAAUUUCCUUUCCUUUGCAAAGUAACACAGAACAAAAAACCCUCAGCUGCUUUUACGAGCAUUGGGCUGGUACCUGUUUUGGUUGAGCCGGUCUCUCAGUUGAUCGACUUCGUCUCGAGUUUGAAACCGUCUUCGCCACGUUGAGUAAGGAAGGCGGAGUUUUCGUCAUCGCUGUUGACUGA
Molecule: messenger RNA, 16569 nt
Organism: Caenorhabditis auriculariae
Lineage: Eukaryota; Metazoa; Nematoda; Chromadorea; Rhabditida; Rhabditidae
Source: the annotation of a GenBank genome assembly